AACACAAGCAAGCGCUGGCUGGUGAUUCAGUCGAGAACCAUUGACGAGUGUUCGGUGCAGUUACAAUACCAACAUCAAAAGGCUUCGAAAAUAGCUGCCACGUUUCACAGUGACCUGCAGCUGCUGCUGCUUUUAAAUAAACAAGCUCUCAGUGCAAAAUUCCGGCACAUACCGAUACCUGCCAUGGGAGAAAAGGGCGUUCAUGAGCGAGUUCCUCACGCAAAGCCUCCUUUCACUCUCACCCAAAUCAAGAAAGCCAUUCCUCCCCACUGCUUCCACCGCUCUCUUCUCCGUUCCUUCACCUGCUUACUUUCCGACCUCGCCUCUGUUUCUCUGUUCUCCUACCUCGCCAUUGCCCAUUUCCGCCUUAUCCCCUACCCAUUCCCCUACAUUGCAUGGCCCCUUUACUGGGUUUUCCAAGGCUGCACCCUCACCGGCAUUUGGGUCAUUGCUCAUGAGUGCGGCCACCAUGCUUUCUCCGACUACCAAUUAAUCGACGACAUCGUUGGCUUCUUCCUCCACUCUGCUCUCCUCGUCCCCUACUUCUCUUGGAAAUACAGUCACCGACGCCACCACUCCAACACCGGCUCCCUCGAACGAGACGAGGUCUUCGUCCCAAAACCCAAAUCUCAAAUCCCCUGGUAUUCCAAGUAUUUCAACAAUCCACCAGGGAGGCUAAUUUCUCUUAUAGCAACACUCACUCUGGGGUGGCCCCUGUACUUGGCCUUCAACGUCUCAGGCCGUCCCUACGACCGUUGGGCGUGCCACUACGAUCCCUACGCCCCAAUUUUCACAAAGAGAGAAUGGAUUCAAGUUUACAUCUCCGAUGCGGGGAUUUUGGGCAUGGCUUUUGUGCUAUACCGCAUUGCUAUGGCGAAAGGGGCGUUUUGGGUCAUGCGUAUUUACGGAAUACCGUUGCUUAUCGUGAAUGGGUUUUUAGUUUUGAUCACGUUUUUGCAGCACACACACCCUGCGUUGCCGCACUACGAUUCUUCGGAAUGGAAUUGGCUGAGAGGGGCUCUGGCGACUGUGGACAGAGACUAUGGGGUACUGAACAGAGUGUUUCAUAACAUAACGGACACGCAUGUGGCGCACCAUUUGUUCUCGACGAUGCCGCAUUAUCAUGCUAAAGAGGCGACGGAAGCGAUAAAGGCAGUACUGGGAGAGUAUUAUCGGUUGGAUAGGACCCCUGUUUUGAAGGCCAUUUGGAGGGAGGCUAAAGAGUGUGUUUAUGUUGAGGCUGAUGAGGAUGCUAAUUCUGAAAAAGGAGUUGUCUGGUACCGUAAGAAUCUCUGAGUGAACAUCAAAAUGGUGGCAGCUACAAGUUUAAUAUUAGUAUUAUUAUUUUCCUUUUAAACUUCUCUGUGUUUGAAGGAAGAUAGUGUUCUUGCGAGGAUGGAUGAAUGAGGAUGAACCUUUUGAA
Messenger RNA from Cucurbita moschata (crookneck pumpkin), 1423 nucleotides. Its product is annotated as delta(12)-oleate desaturase-like. Lineage: Eukaryota; Viridiplantae; Streptophyta; Magnoliopsida; Cucurbitales; Cucurbitaceae. Gene Ontology annotation, biological process: lipid metabolic process. The transcript has a single exon. Gene Ontology annotation, molecular function: oxidoreductase activity. The record is from RefSeq and is a predicted model, not a curated record. Bases 184 to 1296 code for a protein of 370 amino acids.